UGGGCCAGCUUCAUCCCUAAGGAGAAGAGCUCGUGUGUGAAAGUGCAGCACGCGCUCUGCUUUGACUCUCUUUUCUUCCUUUAUAUAUUUUUCUUGAUGCAACUUGAGUAUCACCUGCUACGUUGUAGCAUUUUUAUAAGAGAAUAGGUUUUCUAAGGGGUUCAUUUGAAUGGAUACUAAUGGAAGCCUGAGAAGAAUUUUGUAUUGAUAGUGAAGAGCAAAGGAAAAGGCAAGAUGACCCACAAGGGCCUUGUUUCAGCAAGGCCGUUCCACUGGGGUCUUCUUCUGUUUUGUGUGCUGAGCUUGUGCAGCCGGCGAGGGUCCGCUGGCAACCAAAGCUCAAGAGGCGAGACGGGGUCAUCGAAGGAGAGGACAGGGACCUGUGAAGUGGUAGCGGCUCAUCGUUGCUGCAACAAGAACAAGAUUGAAGAACGCUCUCAGACGGUCAAGUGUUCCUGUUUCCAAGGACAUGUUGCUGGGACAACGAGGGCGCGGCCUUCUUGCGUUGAAGCCUCCAUCGUGCGUCACAAGUGGUGGUGUCAGAUGAAGCCGUGCGUGGAAGGGGAGGAUUGCCGAGUCCUGCCUGACCUGACGGGCUGGUCGUGCAUCUCCGGGAACAAAGUAAAGACCACCAAGGUGGCACGGUAGUUUAGCAGCAACGUCCAAUCAGAGCAAAUCCUAAGCAACUCUGGAACCUGAGGACUGUUGGAUUCACAAAGACUACACUAAAAAAUAGAUGAUAUGAGAGGAACUUUUUUUUUUUUUUUUUUUUUUUUAACAUUGACUGUGUUAAACACAUAUUUAGUCAUAGUAAUCCUGUGUGGACAAUCUAUUUGUGAAGACAAAAAAAGAACUGACUGUUGUGAACAUUUUUUCCCCAAUUGUCCCAGUGGUGCAUUUACUGUAUACGAUCAGCACAUGCACAUGCAUUCAAAGAUAGGAUGGGUCUGGUUAUUGUUUGUGGAUUUUCAACAGGCUCCAGCCAUUGGUUUGCAUUCUCCCUGCCCAUUAAAAAAAGCACAAAUAAUAUAACAUCUAUAACAGUGGACAAUUCUGCAGACCCACUCUGAGUUUUACAAAGAGGUCGAUCCCUUUGGACUGGGAAGACGCGCACGUACACACACAGGCUGCGUUUCGAUUGUGGAUUGGAUGGACCACAGGAUAAACAUGCAGACAUUCCUGCAAUGUACGAAAAUAAAAGUGUUUGAAAUGCUAAUCAUGGGGAGAAAAGCGACAAGGAGCGUCUUCACUGUUGUGAGUAUUUACAUCUCGCUUUUGUUUAUCUUGCCAAACGCUGCGCUCCUGCAGAGGAGACACAGUUUAUUGUAAUGAUGGUGAACAAUGAACGUUUUCUGCCUUGGAGCAAAGUGUAGCCACUAACAAAAUGCUUUGUGUUAUUACCAGUUAAUCUUGAUGAAUAAUAUAAUAAUUGCUUUUGUUGUAUUGCUUGAGUACAGCCACUGUGUUUGCAUUGCAUAUUUUCAAUGAAAUAAUAAUACAAAAAAAAUCCCAGAAAAAAAACCAUACACUGGCGACAUGCAUACUGUACAUUUUACGGUAAGGUGUGAGAUGAUAAUGAAUGUUAACUCCAUUGACAACGACAGACUUGCAAUCCAUUUUAACUGUGAGGCCUGGUAGCCCUCUGAGUUAAAAUGGUUUGAACGUCUAUCGCCGUCAAUGGCAGCCUAUAAGCAAGGCCGGCCCAGCCUAUACGCAGACUAUGCAGCUGCUUAGGGCCACCACUAGGGGGACCCCAAUCCGGCAACCUCAUUUUAUAUGUUGUUAAUAGAGCAUCGUGAAUAAUGUGGCGCGCAUUGCCGUUUAUCUAUGCAAACAACCAUUUUCUUGUCAUUACAAUGUGACAACCUGGGGAGUGACGUUGAACCUGCUUUGCCAUGAUUGGUGCUCAAACUUGCUUGGACAAUAGAUGCACGAAUAUUUCGAAGAGAAUCUAUCCUUCUGAAGCAGAGAAACGAAAGAAAAAAAUCGGAGAAUAAAAGAAACAACAGUAUCAAGGUAAUAGAGCAUGUUGUUGUUGUUGUUGUUGUGCAAGACACUCCGACUUGAACGUUGUUGUCAGCUGAGCUUGCCAAUAUGUCGUACUGGUAAUUGCCAUUUGCCGCAGGGCGAAGGCCCGGAGCUAAUUAAGUAAAAACUUGGACUAUACCACAUGUCGGCUACACUAGUAUGGAUUAGUUGUUAGACGGCUAAUGUAGACGGGUAAUGUUACCCGCCGCCUACGCUCGGCCUACGCUCCGCCUACACUCGGCCUACGCUCGGCCUACGCUCCACCUACGUCUGCCUAAUAU
This is a messenger RNA of Corythoichthys intestinalis (scribbled pipefish), 2309 nucleotides long. RefSeq names its product chemokine-like protein TAFA-4. Gene Ontology annotation, molecular function: receptor ligand activity. The record is from RefSeq and is a predicted model, not a curated record. NCBI's taxonomy places the organism in Eukaryota, Metazoa, Chordata, Actinopteri, Syngnathiformes, Syngnathidae. The transcript is spliced from 5 exons. Bases 235 to 648 code for a protein of 137 amino acids.